Messenger RNA from Ictalurus punctatus (channel catfish), 2794 nucleotides. It is a transcript of the gene cfap52, whose product is annotated as cilia and flagella associated protein 52. Gene Ontology annotation, molecular function: protein binding. The coding region runs from base 116 to 1969 and encodes 617 amino acids. NCBI's taxonomy places the organism in Eukaryota, Metazoa, Chordata, Actinopteri, Siluriformes, Ictaluridae. The record is from RefSeq and is a predicted model, not a curated record. The transcript has 14 exons. Gene Ontology annotation, biological process: cilium assembly.
CUAUAAACACUGUCGUAGUUUUGCUCGGUUGCUGCGGAUCCUCCGGUUUAUAAACUUUUCCAUUUCGUGCAUUUUGUUUGUUUGCGAGUUUGUUGUUUUAUUGUGAGAUUCUCUGAUGGCAGCAGAAGCGCAGGAGGUUUUGAAACUACAACUCGAAGCCGUUAUUGGGUUCAACGGUCACGUGUUCUCUGGACUGCAAGUUCACCCGGACCGAGAGCAUCUGAUCUACCCGCUCGGCUGCACGCUGAUCAUUAAGAACCUGAGGGACUGGAAGCAGGACUUCCUCCACGGACACACCAACAAUGUCUCCUGCGUCUCUGUGUCCAGGAGUGGGACGUACAUUGCUUCAGGACAGGUCACCUUCAUGGGCUUUAAGGCUGAUGUAAUCAUCUGGGAUUACGCUAAAAGAGACAUUCACGCUCGGCUCAUCCUCCACAAAGCCAAAGUCGAAGCGCUUGCUUUCUCUCCGAAUGAGAAAUACCUGGUGUCUCUGGGAGGACAAGAUGACGGCAGUAUCGUGGUGUGGAGCUUGGAGAAGAAGGAGGCGAUCUGUGGGAGUCCGGCGUCGGCUCACAGCGCAGGUCACUGUCUCACCAUCAGCUACUGCAACCUCAGCGAUGACGUCUUCAUCUCAGCCGGAGAUGGUACGCUCCGUGUGUGGGAGCUCGACCUCCCCAACAGGAAGAUUCGCCCUACUGAGUGUCAGACAGGGCAGUUAAAGAGGGUUAUUAAGUACAUAGAGAUCCCAGAGGACGACGCUUUCUUUUACUGCGGCACCACGAGCGGAGACAUCCUCAAAGUGAACCUGAAGAGUCGCCUGCUGAACAGCUGUGGUCCAGUGAAGCACAAAUUCAGCAAAGGUGUAAAUGCUAUGAAGAUGUUGAAGACAGGAGAUCUGUUGGUGGGAUCAGGAGACGGAACUUUCAGCCUCUGCUCCGUGACGAACUUCAAAAUCAUCAAGAGUGUGAUGCUGGAGGGCGGCGUGUCGUCCGUGGCUCUGCGUGGUGAAGGUCAGCAGGUGUAUGUUGGCACUGAGGCGUCUCAGAUUUACAGGUUCAGCUACACGGACUUCACCCCGGAGCUCAUUGCCACCAGCCACAGCAGUGCGGUUUGGGACGCAGCCUUUCCUGUAGGUACGUCGGAACUCUUCGCCUCUUGUUCUCAGGAUGAUAUCCGUGUUUGGCACACAGAGUCCAGUAAAGAGCUGUUACGGAUCCGAGUCCCGAACAUGACGUGUAACGCGGUGGGCUUCAUGCGGGACGGCCGGAGCAUCUACAGCGCGUGGAACGAUGGGAAAAUCCGCCUGUUUGCUCCCGAGAGCGGCCGUCUGAUGUUGGUGAUCCCCAACGCUCACAGUAUGGGCGUGACGGCGUUAAAGAGCACCAGCGACUGCAAACGCCUCGUUAGUGGAGGAGGAGAGGGACAGGUGCGAGUCUGGGAGAUCCUGCAGAACACACACAGACUUAUUGCCAGCAUGAAAGAGCACCAAGCUUCAGUCAACGCCAUCAAGGUUAAAAGUAAUGAUGAGGAGUGUGUGACGGCGAGCUCAGACGGAACCUGCAUUAUCUGGGACCUGGUGCGCUUUGUGAGAAAUCAGAUGGUCUUGGUGAACACACUGUGCAAAAGCGUCUGCUAUCAUCCUCAAGAAUAUCAGAUUAUCACCAGCGGAACGGACCGGAAGGUUGGCUACUGGGAGGUGUAUGAUGGAGCGGCCAUUAGAGAGCUAGAGGUCUCACAGUCGGGGGCCAUUAACGGCAUGGACAUCAGCGCUGAGGGAGGACAUUUCAUCACCGGUGGUGAUGAGAAGCUAGUGAAGGUGUGGCGUUACACUGAUGGUGAUGUCACACACGUGGGCGUCGGCCACAGCGGCAGCAUCAGCAGUGUCUGUUUGUGUCCCAACAGCAGAUUCAUCAUCAGCACCAGCACAGAUGGAGCUGUGCUCAGAUGGAGAUUCCCACACCUCACAUAAACCACACCCACAAACAUAAGCACACCUACAAACACAUAAACCACACCCACAAACAUAAGCACACCUACAAAUACAUAAACCACACCUACAAACAUAAGCACACCCACAAACUCAUAAACCACACCCAUAAACAUAAACCACACCCACAAACACAUAAACCACACCCACAAACACAUAAGUCACACCCACAAACACAGAAAUGGCACACACAACUUUGUCCACAGGACAAAACAUGGACAUAUACACAGUUAUUCACUAAAGAUAAUAUUUUCUAAUAUAUUUCUGCAAGGAACUCUUUUUCAUUUUCUCCAAUCCACCAAAUAAGUGCUGACAUUUUGACAAUUUAAACCUCCUCAAAAGCAAGUUUAAAUUUAAUCCCUAACUGAAAUUUAAAUCUGAGUUUAAAGUGAUGGAGCAAUAAGAUUAUAUUUAAUCCAGGUUUAUUAUGAAAUUAAAUCCAGGAUUAAUGUGAUGGUUUAAUUGUAAGCCUGCUUAUUUUUAAACAAGGUUUAAAGUUUGGUGCAACAGAAUUAUUAGAUAAAACUUGAUUUAAUCUAGAUUUAAGAUUAAUCCUUAUUGGUGCAACCCACCCUGAGUUGAAUUAUUUCCGACUUUUAGCAUAUAAUAUUAGUUAGUUUAGUGUGAGUUUUAGUUUCCUGUUAGAUUUUAUUUUUAUUUUUAUUUGUUUUUUCCAUUUUUCUUUAUCACCACACACAGUGUCUAAUUAUCAGAAAUCACCUUUAUUUGGUUGUCUUUUUUCUUUAAAUUCAGGACAUUCCCUGAAAUGCACAAAUGUUACUUCAAUAAAUGCAAAAAGAAAAUUCA